UUUCUUUUACCACGCCGUUGCUGUUUUAACGGGUGCGCGAAGCCGGCAAGUUGGAAACUCGUGUUAAUCCGAAAUAGUGGAAAAUGCGUGCAAGUUGACAUAUUUGCCUGUUGUGUUACGCAAACGUAAAACCCAGCAUGGUUAUGAGAGUCCCAGCCUUCCCACGGCCUGCGCGGCCCCCGCGCCCAAUGUUUCGAGGAGUGAUGCCUCCGCCACCGCCACCACCACCACCCCCUGGUGGACCCUACGGCCAGUUCCCACCAGGGCCACCAUGCUUCUCUCCUGGGGGUAGGCCGCCCAUGCCUCCUGGGGGACCAGGUGCCUUUCGUGGUGCCGACCACAUGAGGCCCAUGAGACCCCCCCUGCGGGUGUUUGGGCCCCCUCCUCCUCCUCCUCCGCCGCCACACUUCAUGCGAGGUCCCGGUGCCAUGCGCUCUCGCCCACUCUUCCGGCCGCCUAAGUUCAGCCCAUACCCAGUCGGGGUCAAGGUCAAGAAGGAGGAGCCUCUCAGUCCUAGCAAAACCAAUGCUGCCAACAGCACGACAAACAUCACUCAGAAAUCGGUCUCUGAUGGCACGAAUUCAACACCAGUGAACGACGGCACUUCCCAGAUCACUGCAACAGCGAAUGGCACUGUCACGACCUCAUCUGCUACAGCCUCCGUCAAGAUUGAAGCAACUGCAGCCACAACCACAAAUGCAAACAGUGGCAGUGGUGCGAAAAACGGCCUGGCUGCAGCGAUUGAGGCAGCCAAGCGGGACGGCAUUCCAGUGGAGAUGAUCCAGGCGCUGUACUGCAAGCUGUGUGACGCCAAGCUCAAUGGUAGCCUUCAGGCGACGGCCCACUACGUUGGCAAAAGCCACGCUAAGCGAGUCAAGCAGUACCAGCAGGGCCAGGGCCGCGUGGGGCAGCAGCGGCUUAAUGCUGCUGCAGCAGCUGGCGGGGAUGUCAGCAAGGGAGCAGCAACGGACGGAGGCAAGCGACCUGUGCCAGAUACCUUGGAAAAGUUCUGCAAGCUCUGUGAUGUGGCAUUUACCUCGGAGAUCCAGGCAAAACAGCACUAUGAUGGACGUAACCAUCAGAGGCGAAUGCGGGGAGAGCCUCCUCUUCCCAAGGGCUUCUACAACCCAGCCACAGGACGCUGGCAGAGGCAACCGCCUCCAGGAAUGGCCCUCAAACCCCCAACACCAAGAAAGCCACCAACCCCUGGGAACCAGUUCUACUGCGAGCCGUGCCGCUCAUCGCUGACCUCUGAGCAGCAGCUGCAGUCGCACCUGCAGGGCGCCAAGCACAAGGCACGAGUGGGCGGCCUGUCCACCGCAGUCACAGCGCAGGUGGUGACUGCGAAUGCUGCGGCAGCCAUGGCUGCGGCUACAGCUGCAGGCACCAUAUCCAGUGCUGGAGGCCGGCCCUCCCAGCUACCACAACCAUAUGUGGCCUUUGUGCCUGGGCCCACCAUGACCUGUGGAACUGAAUUUUGCUAUGUUCGACCUUACAAGGCGCAAGGAAAACGCUUCAUGGGACCUGCUAAAUCUGUGGGCAAUAGGUCCCUUGGCCAUUGGAGUGACUGCAGGUUCUCAACAUCAUCACCUAGACACUCAACAACCAGCAGGGUCUUUCUUGGAAGUUGGUGCCUCUGUCCAUACUGUUAUAGAUACUACAGUCGCAUUACUACUAGACAGCUUGGUUGUGUCAUGUGUCUACGGCAACAGAAUCCGUGCUCAUACACCCAUUCACAUUUGGACACACAUUGGCGGUGAACGCCACCUGUUGGUUCUUUAGGGGCAGCCACUGCUGACAGUCCCAAGGCCCUGUCACGGAGCAGUGCAGUAGUCAUGUGUAAAGAAAGCAUGGAUAAUAAUUAUAAACUCACACCCAUGAACAUGUCUGUGGCUUCCCCUUCUUGUUUUUGAAAAUUUAUUCUAUUGUGAUCUCCUUGUUGUCUCUCACUUCAAGCAAAAAGAGACUGCACCGUUUCUUUUGCUAAGGUAUCUGUGAGCAGCCAUCACUGAGGAGAAAGCAUUCAGCAUGAGUGUCAGUUGUGGAAGAGGCCUUUAGAAUUUUGCAUUAGUAAGAUCUUGAUGAGGGCUAGUUGGUUCAUAUUUAGAAGUGAGGUGAAACAGCGCGAAAAAGACGAGGACACAAGGAAACAAAUACCACAGACAAGCGCUGACUGCCAACUGGAAGUUUAUUUGAAAAUCACCGGACAUUUAUAGCUUCAUCAGCAUAGGCAUGCGCACAUCAUUCACAAAAACAUCUGCAAAUCAUCAUUUUAAUCUUUCUUCCAAAAAUGUUAUUUCUUUUCCCGACAAGGCAAGAGAGGGAGUGCUCACACAUUUAUCGCCUUCCUUUCUUAUAUGAAAGGCCUCUAUUAUCUCCCUUUCCUUCUUGCUCUUUCCUUUCCCUAUGAAUUUAGUCUUUUCAAAUAUGGGGGUGCAUUGGCACUUCUUACAGUGUCCAGCUAAAUGACUCCCAUAGCCAUUCUUUAGGUUAGUGCUGUGCUGACGGAAAGAGCAAGAAGGAAAGGGAGAUAAUAGAGGCCUUUCAUAUAAGAAAGGAAGGCGAUAAAUGUGUGAGCACUCCCUCUCUUGCCUUGUCGGGAAAAGAAAUAAAAUUUUUGGAAGAAAGAUUAAAAUGAUGAUUUGCAGAUGUUUUUGUGAAUGAUGUGCGCGCAUGCCUAUGCUGAUGAAGCUAUAAAUGUCCGGUGAUUUUCAAAUAAACUUCCAGUUGGCAGUCAGCGCUUGUCUGUGGUAUUUGUUUCCUUGUGUCCUCGUCUUUUUCGCGCUGCUUCACCUCAGUUCUAGGCCUUCAGAGCUGGGCUGAAGUAAAGCCCCUCCAUCCAGACGCCACCGCCGCUCUUUUAAGUAGCGACAACCUUUGAUGUGCACUGCCUUUUUCCCUCACACCAAAUCCGGUUCCGACAUUUCCGGUUUCAAAAUUUCCGGUUCUGGCGUUUCCGCUUCCUGGAGUUGCGCUGCGGGAAUUUCUGCUUUGACUGCCGAUGGUGAGACGCCCGCACGUGCUUAGCAGCCGGCGCUAAUCUGAGUAGCUCAAGCUCUAGCCCAUGGUCUUACACCAUGCUCUUGCCACUCCACAGAGCGUCAUCCGUGUGCAUCUGCGCACUUUAAGAAUACUCUCUUUCUCUUGUCUGUCCUGAUUGAUACGAAAUUUGCUGGGCUCGAGCAGAUGCCGUCUAAAUUCACGACGCCAUGAUGAGCUGUUGAGCUGGUGGACGACAGGCAAAGCGUGUGUACGCUGCGCGCACACGCUUUGCCUGUCGUCCCCUUUCGUCGUGCUUGCAGUUUCUAGAUCUGUGGCAGUCACCAUAAGAAGAAUGCAAAGAGGACAAGCUGUUGUAUUCCGCUGAAGUAGUAGUUCGCGGUCGCUGUUUUCCAAAUGCACGAAAAACGGCAGUGGUUUCCGAGCACCCAGGCACUACAUUCCACUGUACGUUGCCUCUCAUGGCACAACCCGUCGCACGUUGACGCAAAGCAGCGAACACGACCAGAUCGCUGUUUACAAUAGGCGGUGGUUCUUGGAUGGAAUCGCAUUAACAGUUUAAACCGCAGCUGGUGCAAUUAAACCUCUCCAUCGACGCGAAAGUAAACAAGGAUAAAAAAUAUAGCGUCACUUCCACUCAGAACAGGAAGCUGAAGCCACGUAAGUUCCGCUUGACGCCGGAAGCUGAAGGGGUGAGUGAGAGAGAAGCGUGGAGGAGGAGGGUAGGUUGGCGGUACUUAACCUGGUCGGCGGUGGCGCGUGGAUGGAGGGGCUUUAGGCUGAAGGGGCAUCUUUACUGUGAGUUGUUUUUGAAGUUUCUGCUGGCUGGUGAGAAGCGGUUGCGUGUCAGCACUUUGCUUGCUUGGGAUCAGUGGGUCAUGUUUUGCCCAAAGAUAAUUGCCUGUCUGGGAUAAUGAAUUUAUAUAUUGAUUGCAAAUAUGGUUUUUGUGCUGGCAUUAUUCGUGAGAUUUUGUCGUUCUUGAGCACUCGAAACUGGUUGACAACAUUUUGCCAUACAUAUAUUCAUCGUUAAGAUUGGUUGGUGAGGAGGCUUUUUAAGAGAAUCUUUCAAUCUUUUUUUUAAUGUAAUGAUUGCAAACAUUCUUUGAACCAUUCAAUCAAUUUAAUAUACCAAAGCCUUUCUUAUCGUCUAUACAUAGACCAUCGCAUUUGUCCAGUUGGUUUGUGGGCAUUCCUACUCGUAGUUUUCUAAGUGCAGCAUCAUUCUGUGGGUUUGCUUGUUGGUAGCAGCGUUAUUGGUUUGCCAGAAUAAAAAAAGUGAUUAAUCAUCACAGUCCAUUCUAGUUGUUAUAUAAGCAUCAUGUCUUUUUCUCUCUGCACUCAACUCUGCGGGGAGCUUAUUUUUGUAUGAGUGUGGAUGAGAUUGUGUGGAUGUUUACCUCUGAGUGAACCACAAAAUUCAAUGUUACCUGAUGUUCAUCAUUUUUUAUGCUGGCAUUACAUCGGGGAAUGUUAUUAAAUGUCGACAUAUGUGCAGGAAUUGUUGCUUCGAAUGCAGGUUUGUUGACUCUGUUAGGCUAGAAUGGCUUGUUUCGUUGAAAGCUCAGCUUUCUAUUUUUAUGGGUUAAUUUCAAUCUGAUCAGCGUGUGUAUGCAUGGUGUAGUCUUAUGCGUAGCAUGCUGGGUUGAAUUGCAGCAGCACUUUAUGUUCACAUAGCUGUUGAUCUGAUGUAGAGCUGUUUGUCGAGUUCCUGGCCCAUUAUCUUCACUGCAGCUGCAGCUUCUGGUCAUAUUUUAGCAUGGCACGAUGGUGUUGAAUGUGUUGCGGUGCAACACGUUUUAAGGCAUUAUUGCUAUUAUUAUUUUUAACCUUUUCAACUCGCGAAGUGCAAAGUUGUGGUGUUCCAUCAUGUAUACUCUCUCCCCUGUUUGAGAGGCAUUGAUUGCCAGAGCUUUUAUGGGUAAUUUUUUCUUCGUGUGUGGAUUGGGUUUUGCUGUUCUGUGAUAAGUGUAGUGAUGAGCUUGUAUACAGCAAACGGGGCUUUUUAGCUCUUCAAUUUCUGCAGAAUACCUGUACGAACGCCUUUGCUAUUCGCCGGUGCUCUGCAAGACUUGUACUGCGGUCUCGUGUGGCACACUGGAUUAGGCCGACAGGAAAGCAUGCAGCAGGCUGCUGUAUUCCAUAAAUAUAGAAGCCUCUACCUGUUUGACAAAUUUGCUCUUCAGCCGUAUGGCAGUUCUAUAGAAAAGUAUUGUCUAAAGAAUGCACAAGAAAUUGCAUAUACAUCUUGUUGUUGACAAUAGCUGCCUGUGUUUUUACAAUGCGUGCUUAGUGGCACCAAAACUGAGGGAUCACGUGAACUUCUCUAGUGGAAGUUACAGUACCGGCUGUUUCAGGAAAGGCUUUCAGUGGUUGCUGUACACUGCGGAGCAGAGAUUAACUUUGUCGGUAGUAAUGCAUUUUAGGUGACGAGUGUUGGGGCUUACGCGGCAAUCAAUGAUGGGUCACUUAAAUAAUUUUAAAUGUUAUAGAGUCAACUCUAGCGGCCAUGUGUACAGGCCAUGUCGUUAUUGCAAAAUUAGGGCCAGCCAGUUUACAAAGCAUGUUUAUUUCUAAGGAGUAUUGUGACUAGCAAUAGAUUUAAAAGAAAUGAUGGUGACCAACCAAAUCUCAAUAUUUACUUGGCUAAAACUGUUAAGUUGUUUAAUCAGUGUUCGUUAAAUUCGAGGUUCGAUGUUUCUCGACAGGCCUGUGGUUUGUGACAACUGCCUGCACAGAACUAAGAAUCUAGCGUAUUGCAUUAUACAGGAAAAAAGCAAUAACUUAAUCAUUCAAAAACUACAGACCAUAGCAAGAUGCGGUUUUUCACAUGAAUGCACAGGAAAACAUAGGAAUUCUGUUCCGUAAUACAUGUUAUAGCCAGAGUAGUUACAGUUGAGGGUUCCUAGUGGUCCUUAAAACUGCCAUUUUCAAGGCCUUGAAUGCCCUUAAUUUAAAUUUUACAGAGCAUAAAAAUCCUUGAAUAUAGCUUUUUUCUGGGUUUGUAGAGUUUUAUUUGUGUAUUUGACCAUGGAGGCUCUUGCAAGCCCAGAAUCGAGGGAGCUUGAUUUCAUUUUUGUGGUGGAAGCCAUCUUUUUUGGUAUGGCUAGUGAUGGUUAAUGUGUAAAAAGCUUAGCGAGUACCUUUUCUUACAUUUUUUGUGCAAUAAAAAAAAAAGCUUGCUGUUUGUUUAAGGCAGGCUUUUAUUUUCAAGAUGUUUGGAAUCACAGUUCUUUUAUACUUGAAAUUGCUUUACAAUAGCCUCAGAAUUCCUUGAAAACCCCUAAAUGAUUUUCCAAAGAGGCUUCUACAGACCUAGUUACAUUUGUAACAAUGGAUUACAUUUCAGUUUGGUCAACAGCAUCACCGUUUGGUGGCAAGUACAGAUCAUGACUAUUGAUUUUUUUGUUCCGAGAAACAAAAUACAUUUUUCUGUGUGAAACUGCAGCUUGCUAGGGUCUAUAUGUAUGGCCAACACGAUGCUCAAAUUAUUAAUUUUUUUCUUUCGUGUUUCACUGUAUAUAUCUGAGCAGAUGAGCCCCGCUUGCCUUACAAGCUCAAGAGUGAGUAAUGAUGCUGGUUAUGUGAUAUGAACUGGGGUUAUGGUGUGCAUGAAGAGCUUAUAGGGGGGGAGCUGCAGGUGUAUGGCAGCUGGUCUUGCUUGCUGCUGGUCUCAGUUGCUGGAACUGUGUGCCGUGUUUCUGCAGACGCGUGUAUUAAGAGUGUAAGAAUAGUGCUAUAUGCGCAUUGUCCUUAGCAUGCCGUUUUUUGCCUGUGUACUUUACUAUGUGUGUUAUUACUCAUAGGGCGAGAUGGAUCUCUUGAUAUCUGUAUCUAUUUGCGAUGCAUUUUUGUCAUGUUAGCAGUAAAAUAGUGUGUAUGUGAGUGAGUGGGCAAGUGUGUUCAUAUAAUGUGUGAAACUGUGAGGAUAAGGACUGUGUGUGUGUGUGUUGGUUCUCAUUUGCUGGUGUUGUUGGGAGAUUCAUUUUGCACCUACUGGGUAAGAAGUGUAAAACAAACUGAAGACAAUUUGGUGCUUCGGUACGCUACUUUUCGCUAGAUGCCAUGCUCUAAAACUUGCCUUUCUGGUUCAGUGCUAGCAAAUUUACCAACCGAAACUGACUGAUCUUUUUUUUUUACUUUGUUGUAGAAACCACUAGUUGCAACUCUUAAGCUAUCAAAAGGUGUGUAAGUAUAGUUAUAAGUCCGAUUUAAAAAAGAAAAUACUUUCUGAAAUUCAUUGUCUGUCAAGAAUUGAGGAAUAACAUUCAACAUCCAUCGCCACUUUGCAGAGCUCCAAGAAAACCUUUGGUAACCACCUUAAUUUUCCAAUUACUAGAAUCGUUUUCUCUAGCAGUAAUUAAGCUAGCACUUCUUGCCACUUCAGACGUGCUGUACUUUCAUAGGGAGAGACACUUCACCAGAAGUAGAGAUGUAGCUUGCAUAGUUACAUUGGCUUUCAGAGCAAAGUAGAAAGUCUAACGAAGUAAAGCAGUCGCAUUAAUGGCAGUGACCCAAUUGGGCACCUUGAGAGCAUUGCAGUUAGUCAACAAAAUGUUGCUACUCCUUGAAUCAUAAUGUAAUAGCCUAGUCUUGCACUGUGCUUUUGAUAGACUAAUCUCACGGUGGAGUUGCACUCUCCCACUGCUGCUGCAAAGAAUGCCGGUAGCGAAAGUCUUCAGCAGAUGGGACAGCGACGGUCUUUCGGUACGUGUUCCUUCUGGCUUGCCAAGUGACCACUCACUGUGAGGCUGGCAUAUUUGGUAAUCAUAAUUCCUAAAUGUAUUCUUUCAGUCUAGCCUGUCGAAUUUCUCUUUAGUGAAAGAGAUAAGGACAAGGCGUCUUAUCGUUCUGCAUCCCCCCAUCCCCUUUACUGUGGGGCAGCCAAUUGGGCACCAUCAUGGUUAACCUCCAUACCUUUCCUUCUCUCUCUCUUGGGUAGUAUUCUCAAUUGUUCACUUUGAGAUGCAAUCACUUUCAUGAAAUUUCGAAUUUUGUGUGGCUUGCAUCGGUCAUGUUGGCGUUCAGGACGGACAGCAUUGCAGUGGCUAGCAAGAGCAUUCUUAUCACAGGACUAAGAAUGCUUCCGCUCAUAGAAGCAAUGUGCGAAAAUGGUGGUGUCCUUGAAAGUAAACAACUGAGAAUACUGGCCCAGAAUUUCACAGCUGCAGCAUGGUUGAGAGGAUUCGCUUACACAAAAAUAAUCUCCCUCUCUUUUUUUGAAGCAGAGAAAGAACAUUUUAAUAAGUAUAUUCUUGUGACACAGCUGAUCCAACGUUCCAGUCAAGGUUGCCUUUAGUCUAAGUACAGCAGAAAUGAGGAGAUGACUACUGCUGUCAUAGCAUAAGCCAAGCAGGUAUAUGCCCUUUAAGCCUGAUGAGAUUGGUCUAUGACUAGCUGUCUUAUUUUUUAUGCCUCCUUUGUAUUUUGAAUAAGAAAGAAAGAAAGCAAUGCUUUGAAGAGAAGGGUUGUUGCAUUGUAGUGAGUCUUCGUAACUCUUGCAUCCAUCUUCGAUGCAGCUGUGAAGUGAAAAAAAUGUUUACAUACUAAUAAGUUGUCUUGAUGCAGGUCAAUGCUGUGUGCUUACGUUGAAAGAGCUGGAUGUGCAGUCAACAAAAAUUUUAUCUUCCCCUACAACGUCAUGUACAGCACUUUGGCAUGACUUGGAGAGUCAUUGUAAAGCCCUUUUUGAGCACACAAGGUCCUGAAUGAAAAGUUUGUUCAAUAAGGGAAUUUUAUUAUGGAACUGUACAGUAUUUCAUGUAUUGGUGCACUCUGAUUUCAUUGGAUAAAAUGCUAUCAAGAUAGAAAUAAUACAUGCAUCACACAGUGACUGUCCUUCAAAGAAAGGCAGUCCAAUUUAUUCUAAAGCGACAAGAUGGCUCCCAUACUUUUUUGUUUGGGUCGACUGCCUUGCUGGUAUAUGCAGACAAUCAGGCCGAGAUAAAUCGCUUCCAUUUUUGUAUACCAUGCUGUUUUUCAUGAAAGGUGUACUUUUGAAUAUAGGGCGAGUGGAUUGAUUGAAGUAGCGGCAGUUGAUCGCAUUUGUAUUUCCCCUGCUGCUACAGAUCUUGUGUGUACAAGUACCUUAGAUGAAUUUAAGAGUUGAUAAUAAUACAGAGACAUUUGUAGUUUUGAAAAAUGGGAAAAUGGAAUCUAUUAAGGUGCACACAGGCACUGCGGGACUGAUGCUUUUCACCAAAAGCUUCAUUGUCAAUCUUGGGAGCGUUUUCAAUCAGCAGUGUGCCAUUUCAGCCCACCAGAACUCGACAAAACCACUCAUUGUAGACUGUUGAAGGAGAAUGGACCUUCUGUGGUACGAGUUCUGGUUUUUAGAUUUGUGUACAAUUAGUAAGUGCAGGAAAAUGAUAACUUCAUUAGUGUCUCGCCGAGCACUCCUUAACAUAGUGUUCGGGCAUUGUUGCCGCUCAUAAGAGCAUGGGUAUAAGAUAUGUUGUGUAAUACCACAAAGUCCCGUUCUGACAAAAAAAAAUUGUAAGUAAAUGCAAUUCAUUGUGCAAGCAUCUUGUGCAAGCUUGAAAAAAAAAAAAUCCUAUAAACUGCAUUUCUAGGUUAGCAGGUGAAAUUGAGCACUGUGUGCUCAAGUCCAAGUUUCAAGUUCAGAUUGUGGUUUUUUGGGGGGGUUUUCAUGAAGAGUGGUACGUGUAUACCUGUUCAAGUAAUACUAAGCCUCAUGUAAUGCAAGUUGAGACAAGCCACUUUUGACUGUUGUGGAUUGUUUGUGUCAUUGCUCUGUGAGUCAGCCAUUUUGUGAGAUUUUGAAGCAUUUCAUGGCCGACAUACCAAUGUUAGCCUACUAUAUUUAGCCUAUUUCAUGUGCUCUGCUUGGGAGGAUUUGGAUAGGGCAGACAUUUAAAGAAGGUACUGACAUGGACUUGUGAAGCGUUGCUGGUGCUUGUGACAUUGGCAAGAAGGUCAACACCUUUUCUGUUGGUUAUUACAUGGCUGAGUCUUACCCGGCUGCUAAGCAUUGCACAUCAUGGGAAGUUUGAACAUGUUAUUGUUACUGAAGGCAGUACAGUUGUGUAGUGGAAGGUGCACUGAUAUCGGGAUGGAUAAUAUGUAACGAUUCUUUUGGCUUUAUUCUAUUGCUUAUCCACUGCUCACCACUGGUGAAGCCUCCUAAUAAGUGUGGGUUUCAGCUAUUUGGUAACCUGUUUUAACUGAUCAACAGUGUAAGUGAAAGAUGCAGGACAAAAAGGAGGUGGCGUAUGUCAUAUGUUUUUUUUUUGUCCUUCAUAUUUUGCUUGUGCUGUGAGUCUGUUACUGCUGGUAAUGUAGGCAUAGCACUAUUUGGAAAAGGACUGAUAUUGGAGUUGUUGCAGUAUCCUGGCCUAAACAGUAAAUGAACACGAUAUGUUCGUUUUAUGCUUCGGCAUUGUCCAAUACUGCUUGAGGGUUUCUUGAUUUUCGAGCAUUGUGGAGGGGAAGACAAAAGGAAGGGCAUGGAGAUUAACUGAAUUCUUAGAUUUUGUCCAUUUGGCUGCUCUUCCCACGGGAAAGGAAGCUGGAAUGCAAAAGAAAGAAGCGGCAAGCAUUUAGACAGAUCUGGUGAGCCUAGUGGAAUUGUGUAAACUUCUGUGAAGUGUGGUAUGAUAUUGGCUUGUUUCUGUUGCUGUGUAUAGUUCACUUUUUGUAGUGGCUAUACUGAAAAUUUGGUACUUGCGAAGGGGUGGUACUUGGUAGAUUCACCCAACUGUGCUGUUGUCGCAGCAGCAGACGAGCUCUGCACCAUGCCAUGUUUCACAUGUCUGUGACUGUGCCUAGGUGCACAUUUUGGUUAAGCAGGCAUAGGCGAUAUAGGAUAUUUAACACAAGAGGACCAGGACCACUAUUUCAAGUAUAUGUACUGUGGGCCACUUUUCAGAACAUCUGAGCGUGUUUGAAUUAAAAGGAGGUUACUCUCUGGCUCUUGCAGAAAAGUAUUUUUCCAACCCCCUGUCCGGGCAGAAUGUGUGCUCGUAGUGCUUUUCUCACUCCGUCAACCCGUCGCAAAGAGUUUUCAAAGUAUAUCGGCAUUGUCAGUGUUCUGCAAUCUAUAUUUAGAGUUUAGUGAAAUAGUCCUUGUUCCAGACUUGCCUGAUCUUUUAAAGGGGCUCCGACGCCCUUCUUUGAUUGACAACCACAGACGUUGCUGAAAUGGUUGGAGGUAGCAUGUGAAAACGCAGCGAAAGAGUUGUCACAAGUUGUUGGAUAUCGAGUGUCUUUUUGUUGUCAUAACACUGUUGGACCUCUGUGAAAUCUGGAAUGACGAGUCAUCCACCGCCUUCCAUAUUUCGUAAUUUUAUCUAUUUUUCUGCUCUGCACAUUUCUGCAAAUUUCUACCUGUGGCAUGUACAUUUGUCUUUUCCUCUUCUAGGCUCUUGCAAAGUGAUGUUAUGUACGAUGUGAAUGUACGUUGCUGCAUUCCUUUUGUGCUGUAGGGUAGUAAUACUUGGCUGGGUAUUUAAGCUGCAUUGAAAGAGUUGCUCGGAGCCCCUUUAGUGUGCUGCUAUAUAGUGGAUGCUGUCGGAAUGAGUUGCGGCCUUUAAGUAAUAUAUGACUGGUUUUGUGAAGUGACUGGACACUUCCAUUGCACCUGUCUUGUUUUUAUUUUUCUGAUCCUGAAGGCUUCACUUCUGCUGCAGUCACUGAUCCAGUGUCUCCAUGCAGGAAUAUUAUCAUACUGCAGCUGAAGUCUGGGCUUCAUAUGUGUAGUUUUAGAAGUGCUUGCACCGUUCUGUUUGUUAGCACUUAUGUGACCACUUUUCUUGAGUGCUAUGCUGCGAUGUUCAGUGUGCUGAUGCUGGCCAUAGUGCAUUUGGCGAAGUGAAGUUGACUCACUGUACUACUGUUUUCUUUGUUCACAGGAAUAAAAAACAAGGAAAGAUA
Dermacentor albipictus is the source of this 11892-nucleotide messenger RNA. RefSeq names its product zinc finger protein 385D-like. The record is from RefSeq and is a predicted model, not a curated record. Lineage: Eukaryota; Metazoa; Arthropoda; Arachnida; Ixodida; Ixodidae. Gene Ontology annotation, molecular function: zinc ion binding; nucleic acid binding.